GUGUACACCAGGAAGGGACGCAGAAGAGGUGGCAGUCACUGGUACUCAGGUCCGCUGCUGCGAGCAUGGCGGCGGGCGGGGAGUCUAAGCUGCAGCUGCUGCGGAGCCACAUCCGCGCGUUCCCGGACUUCCCGAAGAAGGGCAUCGUGUUUCGAGAUAUCUGUCCCAUCCUCAAGGAUGCAGCCGUCCUUAAAGCAGUAAUCGACCUGUUUGAAGAACAUGUGAGGAACAGUCAUCAGCACGUUGAUCUGAUUGUAGGUUUAGAUGCUCGUGGCUUCCUGUUCGGGCCUCUCCUCGCCCAGAGGCUCGGUGUCGGCUUUGUCCUGGUCAGAAAGAAAGGCAAACUCCCUGGACCCACUGUUUCUGUAGCAUAUGAUCUGGAGUAUGGCAAGGCAGAAGCAGAGAUGCAGGUGGAUGCAGUCGCUCCAGGACAAAAGGUGCUGCUAAUUGAUGACCUUCUGGCUACUGGAGGGACACUGAAAGCAGCCUGUGACCUGAUGAGGAAGAUGCAGGCCGAGGUUCUGGGCUGCAUGGUGGUCAUUGAACUCAAAGAGCUAAACGGCAUCGACAAAGUCCAACCACACAAUGUGUUCUCCCUGGUUCAGUAUUAAGGACACUCGAGCCGCUGCUACAUGGGAAACACCAGAACCUGGCAGAUGUGCCAUUCAUUCUGCCUCCCUGGUGACAUCAGCGCUCGUGAGCUGAUACUGCGGCCUUACCCGCUGUGGUCUGGUCUCAUGGCCCGACCCAGCUUCAGCCUCACAGAUGUGCAUGUGUCUCACUGAUGUAUGUGGAGCUGCCACGUCCUGAGCCUCGUUGCUGCCAGGGUUCCAGCCGGUUCUCCUGCUCUAGAACGUUUACCUGUUUCAAUAAAAUGGUUCUACUCGUCUGUCUGCUGUCGUAUGUGA
This is a messenger RNA of Archocentrus centrarchus (flier cichlid), 908 nucleotides long. It is a transcript of the gene aprt, whose product is annotated as adenine phosphoribosyltransferase. The coding region runs from base 66 to 611 and encodes 181 amino acids. Lineage: Eukaryota; Metazoa; Chordata; Actinopteri; Cichliformes; Cichlidae. Gene Ontology annotation, biological process: AMP salvage; adenine salvage. The record is from RefSeq and is a predicted model, not a curated record. Gene Ontology annotation, cellular component: cytoplasm. Gene Ontology annotation, molecular function: AMP binding; adenine binding; adenine phosphoribosyltransferase activity. The transcript is spliced from 5 exons.